This is a messenger RNA of Psilocybe cubensis, 1608 nucleotides long. RefSeq lists its product as uncharacterized. The coding region runs from base 1 to 1608 and encodes 535 amino acids. Gene Ontology annotation, molecular function: monooxygenase activity; heme binding; iron ion binding. The transcript is spliced from 15 exons. The record is from RefSeq and is a predicted model, not a curated record. NCBI's taxonomy places the organism in Eukaryota, Fungi, Basidiomycota, Agaricomycetes, Agaricales, Agrocybaceae.
AUGGGUUUAUCCCCAGGCCUAGCGUACCUUUUGAGAACUUUACCUUAUUUCGCAGUUCCUUCGGCUGUGACUUAUGCCACGCUCAAGGUUCUACUGCGUCAAACAGACACGGCAUUGCCUACCCCAGUUAUCGUUUUCUUGUCUCUUUUAGCAAGACCGGUUCUCUUUUUCUACAACCUCUACUACUCCGAAUGGGCGGAUAACAAAGCGGCUGCUGUACAUGGCGCUAUCAUUGUUCCAAAGGUACAAGAACCGCUACUCUCAGUCGUCUCCAAGUUUGCAGAAUCCUUCCAAGGCGGUUAUCCUGGGGUUUUCAACUCAGACGGUGACAUGUGGAAAUUUCACCGUGCAAUGUCUAGGCCUUUCUUCAGUCGAGAGCGAAUAAGCGAUUUCCACAUUUAUGACCGUAAUGCAACAAUAUCGCUGCAGAUGGCCAAGAAGAGGUUGGCUGAAGGAUAUUCCAUUGACUUUCAGGAUCUUAUUGCUCGAUUUACUCUUGAUUCGGCUGCUGAGUUUCUUUUUGGAGGGAGUGUCGAAUCGCUCUCUGCUGGAAUGCCAUACCCUGGUCAAGAAUCCUCGAAAGAGAAUUCAUCACUUCAUGAUCAUCCAGCCAGCAUUUUUGCCGAUUCGUUCAUGGAAGGAUUACAUCACACUGUCAUGCGAAUUAGAAUGGGUGAUGCGUGGCCACUGGAUGAGCUCAUGAGUGAUAGAGUGCUUCCUUUCCGGAAGGCUAUGGACGUGUUCAUAGACCCUCUAAUGAAAAAAGCCCUAGACAAAAGAGAGCAGCAGUUACUUAACGAUAAAUCCCCGGACGAAGAAGAGGAGGAAACAUUUAUUUCGCAUCUGGUAACGGAGCCAUAUUACUCAAGCCUAGCCACUACAGGCGCUAAUACGCUAUCUUCCAUUUUAGAUCCCAAAGUUAUCAAGGAUGAACUCAUCAAUCUUCUUCUUGCUGGACGUGAUACAACUAUGUGUCUUCUAAGCUUUGCCGUAUAUAUGCUUGCAGAGCAUCCAGAUAUCGAAACGCGUCUUCGUAAUGAGAUCUUGGAAAAGGUGGGUGCAAAUGAGACUCCGACAUACGACCAGAUGCGAGAGAUGAAGUACAUGAGGGCAUUCUUAAAUGAGGUUCUCCGGCUCUACCCCCCUGUACCUGCUGACUCAAGAAUCAGCACUAAGGCAACUGUGUUGCCCUCUAAAAAAGCUGGAGGAAAGCCGAUUUACGUACCAGCCAAUACGACUGUACUGUAUUCGGUAACCAACAUACACCGCAGGGAGGAUCUCUGGGGUCCAGAUGCCUUAAAAUUCGACCCUGACAGGUUCAUAGAUGAGAGGCUCAAGAAGUACUUCACUCCAAAUCCAUUUAUCUUUUGCCCCUUCAAUGCCGGUCCUAGAAUUUGUAUUGGUCAACAAUUUGCCUAUCAUGAAGCAACGUUCUACCUCGUUCGCCUCUUACAACAAUUUACGGAAUUUUCUUUGGAUCAAUCUGCCAACACUCCUCCUCCCGCUGAGUGGAAAUUUGGAGACAACCUGAAAGGGACAGAAAAGAUCUUUCCCAUGGCGCAUGUAACCAUGUACAUCAAGCUGCUCUCAUCGGAAGUAUCUCUAUAG